GACGGCAGCUUUUUGCAGAAAAUCAACAACUUCUCAAAGCUUCGGAAAAACUGCGUCGUCCGCAUAGUGCUUUGCGAAGCGUUUCAGUCCACUUCCAAUCAAACCACCCACUUCUUCCAUAUAUUCUACCCUGCUUCGCUUUAACAUGCACAACAGCUGUAUGACUCAUAUGCUCCUGUUUCUGCUCUGCAUCGGAUUGGGUGACCAAUAUGAGCUGGAGACAGAUGAAGUGGUUCCCAAGCUGCUGUCCGGGCAGGAGGCGCACCUGUCCUCCAGUGUCCACAUACUACGGCGCCGCGGUCAGCGCUCCCUGGUCGCCCCGGGGGGAGGACACUCUGACCCUGAUAACAUUAUUCUGUCACUGCCGGCUUUCGGAAGGAACCUGUAUUUAAAUCUGACAAGGGGCAGUACCUUUCUCUCGGGGGACUUCGUGGUGGAGGAGAGACGCGGGGACCAGAGCGCAGCUGUGAGCCGCUUGUCUAUGAACCCUCUCUGCUUUUACUUCGGCUCCAUCAUCAACCACACUGAUUCUCUGGCAUCGAUGAGCACGUGUGGCGGCCUGACUGGACUCAUCCAGAUUGCGGAAGACAGCCUAUUCAUUCAGCCGAUUGACGAAAAUGUCCCCUCACAGUCCUUCUCAGGACUUAAACACCGGCUGCUGCGACACCGACGCCAUGCAAAGACCAGCUCUACUCAAGAUGCUGACCAGCCUCACUACUGUGGGACUGUACGAGGAAAGAAGAAGGAGAAGAUGUCAAAAGUUGGUGAGGAGGGUCGUGGGAAAAGAAACUCCAUUCGCCUGCACGAAGCAUACACUGUGGAAACAGUGGUGGUGGCAGACUCUGACAUGGUGCAGUACCACGGUGCCGAGGCAGCACAGAGGUUCCUACUGACAGUCAUGAACAUGGUCUACAACAUGUUCCACCACCAGAGUCUGGGAGUCAGGAUCAACAUUCGUGUCACCAAGCUGGUGUUGCUUCACAGCCGGCCAGAAAAGCUAAAGGUGGGCCAUCAUGGAGAAAGAUCUCUGGAGAGCUUCUGUCAUUGGCAGUAUCAAGAGUUUGGGGCACGGUACCUUGGUACCAACCACAUUCCUGGUGGAAGAGAUGACAUUCCGCCAGUGGACACUGCCGUGCUUGUCACCAGGACAGACUUCUGCGUUCAUAAAGACGAACCCUGUGAUACUGUGGGUAUUGCUUACCUGGGGGGUGUCUGCAGCGCCAAGAGGAAGUGUGUAUUAGCAGAGGACAAUGGAUUAAAUUUGGCCUUCACCAUUGCUCAUGAGCUGGGACACAACAUGGGAAUGAGUCAUGAUGAUGACCAUGACACCUGCACUGGAUACUCCCACAUCAUGUCUGGUGAAUGGGUGAAAGGAAGAAACCCCAGUGACCUGUCCUGGUCCUCCUGCAGUCGUGAUGACCUUGAGAACUUUCUUAGGUCCAAAGCCAGUGCCUGUCUGCUGCACACAGACCUCCGGAGCCGUUACCAGGUCCGACUCCCUCCCAAGCUGCCAGGCAUGCACUACAGUGUGGAUGAACAGUGCCAGAUCCUGUUUGGAACCAAUGCCUCUUUCUGUAAUGACAUGGAGCACCUGAUGUGCGCUGGCCUAUGGUGUUUGGUAGAAGGUGAUACAUCCUGCAAGACCAAACUGGAUCCUCCUCUGGAUGGAACAGAGUGUGGAGCAGAUAAGUGGUGCAGGGCAGGGGAGUGUGUCAGUAAGACUCCCAUCCCUGAGCAUGUGGACGGUGACUGGAGUCCAUGGAGCCAGUGGAGCAUGUGCAGUAGGACCUGCGGUACUGGAGUCCAGUUCAGACAGAGGAAAUGUGACAACCCUCCGCCUGGUCCUGGGGGGCGAAACUGUCAGAAGGCCAGUGUGGAACACAAGGCCUGUGAAAAUCCACCCUGUCCCAAAGGGGCACCCAGCUUCAGAGACCUGCAGUGUCUGUCAUAUGACCGACAUUCCAGCAAGAAGAAGGGUAGCAUGCUGACUGCCAUUAUUAAUGAUGAGAAGCCUUGUGUGUUGUUCUGCAGCCCAGUAGGUCGAGAUGUCCCAGUCCUGAUGGCAGACAGAGUGAUGGAUGGGACGCCCUGUGGACCAUACGAGGCUGACCUCUGUGUUAAUGGAAAGUGUCAGAAAAUUGGCUGUGACAGCAUCAUCGGCUCUUCAGCUAAAGAGGACCGCUGUGGUGUUUGCAAUGGAGAUGCACGCUCCUGUAAGAUAGUGAGGGGAGACUUCAACCACACCAAAGGAAUGGGCUACAUCGAAGCUGUGGUUAUCCCUGCAGGAGCCAGGAGGAUCAAAGUUGUCGAGGACAAACCCUCACAUAGCUUUCUGGCUCUGAAAGACUCCAGUAAGAGGUCCAUCAACAGCGACUGGAAAAUUGAGCUUCCAGGAGAUUUUGAGCUGGCUGGGACCACAGUGCGAUAUGUUAGAAGAGGAUUAUGGGAGAAGAUGUCUGCUAAGGGACCCACUAACACCCCCUUACACUUGAUGGUGUUACUCUUUCAUGAUCAGAGCUAUGGGAUCCACUAUGAGUACACAGUGUCCCUGAACACAACUCAGGACAGGAGCAGUGAGGAGCAGAAGGAACCAGAGUACCUCUACAUCUGGACGCACAGCAGUUGGCAGGACUGUACUGUCCAAUGUGGAGGAGGUGAGAGGAAGACAGUGGUUUCCUGUAUGAGGAUAGCCAAUAAAACCAUGGAAGUGGUCAAUGAUAGCUACUGUCAACCUGAGAACCGACCACACCCCCAAGUACGACUCUGCAACUCUCACCCCUGCCAGUAUAGGUGGGUGACACGAGAGUGGGGACCCUGCUCCGUCACAUGUGGUAAAGGUCUUCAGCAGAGAGAGGUGGUUUGUGUUUACCAUCUACAGAAUGGCUCACUCAUCCACACCAGGGACCUGUAUUGCCAAGGAGGAAAACCUCCUGUUCUGCAGGGCUGUGAGGGCCGCCUCUGCCUUACUGUGUGGGAGGCUUCAGAGUGGUCCAAGUGUUCAUCAGACUGUGGUCAAGGUGUUCGCAAACGGAUGGUGUCAUGUACAAACCCUCAGGGUCUUUGUGAUCCUCUGUCCCAGCCUGCUCAAGAGGAGCACUGUGAGGACCACUCCAGAUGUUACGAAUGGAAGACUGGAGACUGGUCCAAGUGCUCGUCAUCCUGUGGUAAAGGCCUCCAAUCACGAGUGGUCCAGUGUAUGCACAAAGUGACCGGUCGUCAUGGUACUGACUGCCCAGUGACGCUGAGACCUCCGACCUACCAACCCUGUCACCAUGGUACCUGCAAUGAGAAAAUCAAUGUGAACACCAUCACCUCCCCCAGGCUAGCUUCUCUGACCUACAAAUGCAUGGGAGACCAGUGGACAGUGUACUGUCGCGUGAUCCGAGAGAAGAACCUCUGCCAGGACAUGAGGUGGUACCAGCGCUGCUGUGAAACCUGUAGGGACUUUUAUGCCAAGAGAAUACUGCACAAGACCUAAUGAUCAAAUGCACCUACUUUUCCUCCACAUAACACUCCUUUUUGUUUAUGUUUUUAAUGUUGUUGAAUGUUAAGAUAAAAUAAUGGUGAGAAAACAACUUAUAUUACUGAUAAAACUUUUUGCAUUUAGAAAAGAAAAUGGCAAGUACACGUACAUGUACAUUUUUAAUAGUCUCCUGAGCUUCUAGAUUUGUUUAAGACUCGAAAAUUUCCUUUAUUUCUUUUGCUGCACACCAAACAAAUAAAUGGCCAUUAUAAUGCCAAUCCAGAUGGCUUGAUCGCAAAGAAACACUGACAGUAAGCGCUUGACUUUGAAGCAGACUUAUUCUGACCGGUCUUUAAGAUUAGAUGGGAUUAUAGGCCCGUUUCCACUGAAGAAGUUCCUGGUACUAUUUGGGGGGCAGGAACUACUACAGGAACGU
Molecule: messenger RNA, 3899 nt
Organism: Epinephelus lanceolatus (giant grouper)
Lineage: Eukaryota; Metazoa; Chordata; Actinopteri; Perciformes; Serranidae
Gene: adamts17
Product: ADAM metallopeptidase with thrombospondin type 1 motif, 17
Biological process (GO): proteolysis; extracellular matrix organization
Cellular component (GO): extracellular matrix
Molecular function (GO): metalloendopeptidase activity
Source: RefSeq, a predicted model, not a curated record